AUGUAGAAAUUAAUACUUUCAACUUUAUUGUUGUGUAUUUUAAUAUUCCUUGAUUAUGCAUAUGGAUAGAUGACAUUUGAUUUAAGUGAUUCAAUAACAGAAUAUAUGUAAUAGUAAUUUGAUUAUGGAGAUGAAAAUGGAUUAGUAGGUAAAAUAGAAUAGAUAAAUUAUAAUUAGAAAGUUUCUUACUUAUAUUUUAUGUUUUAGGAGGUCGAUAAUUUAUGGGAUUAUUAUUUAUAAUUCUUUGGUUGAAAUCAGGAUGGAAAGAGUAAAUCUUAAAAUUAAUUACUAUAUAUUCCAUUACUGCUUUUCUUGGACAUUUUAUUAAAUUGAUCUUAGUUUAACCUAGACCUUUUUAUGAAGAAUCUGAUGUUCGAUUAGAUUUUUGUUAAAAGGGUUAUGGAGAUCCUAGUGAUAAUGCUUUAAAAUCUAUUGUUUUUUAUGUAAUUGUAUCAGAAACUUUAUUAUUUAAAAAAUAUAAAGUUUAGCCAAAUGAUUUAGGUGUUCUUAGUUCAAUUAAUUAAGAUAGAAAACUACAAUAUCAAUAUAAGCAAUUGUCAAAGUAUUAUAAUUUUUAUAUUUAAAAAGUCAUGAUCUUUAUACAUAACUCUAUCCAAAUUCAAUGUUUAGUUAUAAUUAGUAUAAAUUUAUGUUGGCUUCCUUUUUAUUUAUUACAGGUAUAUCCAAUUCAUAUUUUGGCUUGAAUUAUCUAAGUUAGGUAAUAAUGGGAUGGAUUAUAGGUGGAUAUAUACUAUAUAUAUAUUAUUAUUGUGAAUUCGAAAAAUUAAUAGAAAGACUAUUUUAAUAUGCAAUCUAUAAUCAAUAAGAUUAAAUUAAUAAUAAACUUCGUCAUUUAGGAAAAUUGGCUCUUUGUUUAACAUUUCCAUUAUUAAUUUCAAUUUUACUAUAUAUUAUAAGAACUAAUGAUACAGAAUUGAUUGAGUAAUAAUAAGAAUGGGGUUAAGUUUUUAAAGGACAUUCAAAAUGUGAAAAAUAAUUUUAUCGUUUCAAGAUGUCAUUUGAAAAACAGGAAAUGGUUGGAACAUGUAUUAUCUUUUUACCCUUCUAUCUUUACUUAUGCUGUUAUUUUACUCCAGGCUAAUAUAAACCUGAAUAAUACAAUCAUUAAACAUUUACAUUAAAAGGUUUUGUUAGAGUUUUGAUACUUUUUGGUCUACUCAUAUCAUAAAUAGCUAUUCACAUUUUGAUAAGAUAAGUAGUAAUGAAUAACGAUAUGAACAUCAAUAUUACAUAUUUAAUAAUUGGUUAAUUAUUUUUAGAAUUAUAUUUCUCCUUAUUUUUGAUAACACUAUUGCCUUUGCUAUAUAAAUUAUGUAAAGCAGAUAUUGAUGGAGACUUUUUAAGAAAAAUUAACUAAAUCGAAAUGCAAGAAAUGGAGUUGUGA
This is a messenger RNA of Paramecium pentaurelia, 1405 nucleotides long. The record is from the annotation of a GenBank genome assembly. NCBI's taxonomy places the organism in Eukaryota, Ciliophora, Oligohymenophorea, Peniculida, Parameciidae.